GCGGGGCGGGGGUCGGCGAGCCGGGGGUGCAGUGUGCCUUGUUGCGACUGGCUGGGCGGGUCGACCCCAGGCCAGGGAGGGAGGCGGCGAGGACGAGGGACGAGGGGGAGGGAGACAUAGGAGGAACAAGUGCUGAGUCUGGGUGACUGCCGGCAAUAUAUUGAAGGGUGAGGGGAAGGUGAAGGAGGGAGGAUGGCACAGUUUGGCACAGGCAAGGCACCGCCACCAUGGCAGCAGCGGCCCCAGACCACCUCUCAGCUGCAGCCGUCACUCCUGGGGCAGCAUCCGUCAGCCCCAACCCAGCAGCUGGUGCUGGGGGCAGCCCCACAGCAGCCCCAGUAUGCCCCAGUGCAGCAGAGCAUGAUCCAGCCCCCAGGCCUGGGGGGCCUGCAGACCCUGGCCCAGCCAGCCAUCACACAGCAAACCAUCGGGCAGCCCACAGCAGCGGCCAGCCUGAUGGGCCAGCCUCCCAUCACCCAGGCCCUGCAGCCCCCCAGCCUGGUGAACCCUGCACAGAUAACCACCACACAGAUGCAGCAACAGAUGCAGCCCCAGCCCCAGCCUCAGCCCCAGCCCCAGCCUCAGGUGACGGCCGUGACAUACCCUGCCCCUAGGGCACUGGCUCCCCCAGGGGCCUUCAACCCAGCAGCCACACCAAGCAACCUUGCCACCAUAGCCCCCAACCUGCAGACCAACAUACAAAAUAACAUAGCCAGCAGCAGCAACAACCAGCAGCCCCAGAAGCAGCGCGUCUUCACCGGCACCAUCACCAAGCUGUGCGCUGACUUUGGCUUUGUUGACGAGGAUGUGUUCUUCCAGACAAGCUGUGUCAAGGGCCAGGCACCCAAGGUAGGGGACCGUGUGCUGGUGGAGGCGACCUACAACCCCAACAUGCCCUUCAAGUGGAAUGCCAACCGUGUGCAGGUCAUCCCCGGCCCUGCUGGCGCCCCCUCACAGAACCAGAGCCGUGCCAGUCUUCCUGUCAGAGAAGUGGGUAACCGCAGCGGCUCCUACAAUGCUGUGCCUCCACCCAACUUUAGCAGCGUGAGUGUUAACUCCUUCUAUGCUGUGAUCCCAGAGGCUGCUGCAGGAAGCUUCAGUGCCCGCAGUGUUUUGGGUCCCCGUGCACGUUCCCCAAGGAGGGACAGGAGAGAGGAGCGCUGCCGGACAUCACGGGACAGAGACCGGGAGCGUGGAGACAAGGACAAGGAGGAAAAGAGAGAGAGUAGGAAGAGGAGCAGGAGCAGGGGCAGGUCGCGCUCCCCCCCUAGGCGCAGGAUGAGGGUGGUGCCGCGCUACAACGUCCAGGUGCCCAAGAUACUCCUGCACAUGAAGGAGGCCAAUGUGCUGGAGCUCAAGAAGCGCUACAGUAACCUGUACGUGCCGUCUGACGUGUUCCUGGCUAGACCGCUCUGGUCUGAUACCUUCCCCGCCCACCGCCCCUUCCAGUUCCCGCGCCCCGUCUCCUUCCACAUCAUGAACAAGGAGGUGGACCCGGUGGUGGAGAAUGACUCCAUCUAUGACACGCCAGACGCCAACCACAGCUUUGCCGCCAAGGUCAUGCUGAUGGCUGUGCCCGCCUUGGAGGACAUCUUCCAUCGGUCCUGUGCCCUCAGCGAAGACCCCAGCGACAUCCGAGAGUGCUUUGUCCAUCCAACGCGCUUGAUCAACUUCCUGGUUGGUCUGAAGGGCAAGAAUGAGACCAUGGCCAUCGGUGGCUACUGGAGCCCCUCCCUGGAUGGCCCUAACCCAGAGAAGGACCCCAACGUUCUCAUCCGCACCGCUGUUCGGACCUGCCGGGCCUUGACGGGGAUUGACCUCUCAGGGUGCACCACCUGGUACCGGUUUGCGGAGAUUUACUAUCGUCGAGGCGAGUCUUCACACAAGGGCCGGAGCAGCACGACUGCCCGGGUUGAAACCACUGUACUAUUUCUCCCAGAUGUUUGGAACGUUUGCCCAGCCAAACUGGAGUGGGAUGGCCUCCACCUCAACUAUAAGCACCAGCUGGAGAAGAAGCUGUCUUGCUCGACUGGAGCCACCCCGCAGCUGGACGAACAGGAGGGGGAGGAGGAGGAGAACAAGGAUGAUGCUGCCAAGAAGAAGGACCCCAGCCACUAUGCCACCCUGGACCCCAAGAGUAUGAAGGUGGUUGAGCUUCGUUCUGAGCUUGAUGCAAGAAUGUUGAACAGCAAGGGCCUCAAGUCACAGCUCAUUGCUCGCCUCACCAAGAUCUUGAAGAAUGAACAGGAGAAGGAGGAGAGUGAGAAAGCUGCGGCCUGUGCUGAGAGCUCGGAAACAGAUGAGACAAAGAAGCGUGAGGAGGAGGAGAGGAAGAAGGAAGAAGAACGCAAGAAGAAGGAAGAAGAGGAGAGGAGAAAAGAAGAGGAGGAGAAGAAGAAGGCUGAGGAGAGGGAGAGGAACCUGCUGGAGAAGCGCUACACCCUCCCAGACCAGCCCAUGAUUGUGGUCCAUCCCUCACGCACGGCAAAGUCUGGCAAGUUUGACUGCACCACCAUGUCCCUCUCCGUGCUCCUCGACUACCGCCAGGAGGAUAACAAGGAGCACUCGUUUGAGGUGAGUCUGUUUGCCGAGCUCUUCAAUGAGAUGCUGAUGAGAGACUUUGCCUUCCGCAUCUACCGCGCCCUCUGUGAGUGUCCCGAAAAGCCUGCCAAGGAAGAGGUGGUGUGGGUGAGUGCUGACCCACUAGCCACUCACCACUCAAAAGAUUUACUCACCAUGAUCAGAUACAAGCCUCAAAACACAAAAAAAGAGAAGGAGGAGAAGAAAGAGAAAGACAAGGACAAGAAGGACAAGGAAAAGAAAGAAGAGAAGGAGGAGAAAGAGAAGAAGGAGGAUAAGGACAAGAAGGAGGAGGAGGAGGACCGAGAAGAGAAGAUGGAGGAGGACAAGCAAGUGGAGAAGAAGGAGAAGAAGGAAAAGGAGGAGGCCAAGGAGGAAAGGGAAGAAAAGAAGGAAGAAGAAGAGGAGGAGGAAGAGAUGGAAGAGGAUGAGGAGGAAGAGGAAGUGUGCUAUGUGAAAGGACUUAUGCCAGGGACUCUGCUCUCUGCCCUAAAGGAUGAUGAGGACUCCAAGGACGAGACAUUGCUGAAGGACCACAAGGAACGCUCGGAUGACCGCCGGGAAUCCAAGGACAAGAAGAAGGAUGACAAGAAGGAUCGCGAGAGGAGGGAGAAGAAGGAGAAGAAGAAGAUGGUGACGCUGGACCCAUACCUGCUCCUCUCCUUUGUGUACUUUGACCAAACUCACACUGGCUAUAUCAUCGACCGGGACCUGGAGGACAUCAUCAACAUGCUCGGCCUCAACCUCUCCCGUGCUCAGCAAAAGAAGCUCACGUCCAAGGUGAUGUCAAGAGACGUGCUGCAUUACCGGAAGCUGACGGACAUCUCGGCUGAAGACAAGGACAAGCCACGCGAGCCCCUGCCCACCCUGGACCUGGAGUACCUGGCCAUGGGUAACAACACAAUCAUGCCGCUGUUUGCCGACUGUGUUUCGCCGAGUCCCAGCGAGAGCAGGAUGAUGACCCGCAAGGGAGCACGCACCAAGGAGGAGCCUAUCAUCUCAUUUACAGGUGUGGUGAGGUAUGGUGGAUCACUGGUGGACAUAAGUAAACUGAUGCAGCAGCUUGAAAAGUCAGACAACACUCGCAGCAACACAGAGGAGAAGCUGAAGGAGCUGCAGAAGGAACUAAUGAACAGCAAAGAUGAGUCCAAAAAGGCUUCAGAAAGGAUCAGCAAACUGACCAAGGAGUUGAAGGCCGCCAACACCACCAUAAAGACACUUGACGAGGAGCUCCAGAAAGCCAUCGAGGACAACAACGUAUACCAGCGAGCGCUCAACCAAAUCAAGUUGGUCAUCCGCCCUCUGGUGGCUGGUGUUGACCUAGAGGAAGAUGACCUUAGCAUCAAAGACGGCAAGGUCAAGAUGGAGCACUUGGAAAAUGGAACCUUCGAGUGAGUAUCGCACCGACUGACUGACUCACGGCCGCUGUGCACACACUUGUAUCUCAACGCUCGGACUCUUGGACAAUGUUGCGUCCGAAAGAAACUGCCAGACCUUCAUGGUUCACCAAUUAUUAUGUCAGUGUAAAUACAUGACAGUAAGUUGAUAGGAGAUCCCUUUGGCGAGUAGCUGGCUCACGGUCGCUGUGCACCCGCUUGUAUCUCACCACUUGGACUCCUCGUAUACACAACCACUUUGUAGAAAACUGCCAGAUGACAUUCUUCAGUUACUCCUGUGUUGGUCACUAUGCACACAUUUUUACCUUGUCCUGCAGACACUAAAGCCUGUGCUGUCUGUGUGGAAAAACUGACGGACUUUCAAGGUUCAGUUGUUGUGUCUCGUGUGUAAAUGCUCCAGUGAAGUGAUUUGUGUGGAGGAUGCUCUUGGUGGGAACAAAAGAGAGAGCAGAGCUUGUUGCCUGGACUCUCAAAUAGGCAGCGUCUGUGAGGAAAACUACAAGACUUUUGUGGUUCUGUUAUUCUUGUGUCUGUGAAGUCUCCCCAAUGAAAUGAGUUAUGUUAUGUGGAAGAUGCUUUUGAUGGUGACACAAAACAGAAUGAAAAGGUCAGAGUGAUGAGAGGCUAUAUAAAAUAAAAACUUGGCUUGUCAGGAA
This is a messenger RNA of Eriocheir sinensis (Chinese mitten crab), 4633 nucleotides long. RefSeq names its product cell division cycle and apoptosis regulator protein 1-like. The coding region runs from base 193 to 3975 and encodes 1260 amino acids. The transcript is spliced from 21 exons. NCBI's taxonomy places the organism in Eukaryota, Metazoa, Arthropoda, Malacostraca, Decapoda, Varunidae. Gene Ontology annotation, cellular component: nucleus. Gene Ontology annotation, biological process: regulation of DNA-templated transcription. The record is from RefSeq and is a predicted model, not a curated record.